Messenger RNA from Toxoplasma gondii ME49, 7128 nucleotides. RefSeq lists its product as hypothetical. Bases 1552 to 6363 code for a protein of 1603 amino acids. The transcript is spliced from 3 exons. The record is from RefSeq and is a predicted model, not a curated record. Lineage: Eukaryota; Apicomplexa; Conoidasida; Eucoccidiorida; Sarcocystidae.
UCACUUUCAGCUUUUCAGCGCGACUUCUGGGGUGUAUGUACACUCGGACUCGCUUCGCUCGGGGGUCUCUCGUCGCGAUUUUCCCCGAAGGCGGUGUGCAGGUUGUGUGUGCCGGAGAGCGCCUUGUUCAGGAAGUUCGUGCGAAUUGACCGCCGUCAUUUCUUCUUCGCUUUUCCUCAGUCUGAGGAGAGGGCGCCACCGAAGAAGCAGGGAGCAGUUUCUGCAAGUCUCCGCAAAAAAUGUGCAUGACUUUCGCUGCAAGCCGGACGCGCUUCUUCGGGGGGUUGGCGACGGAGCGCUGUCCUCGAAGGUGGGCUUUGGCGAGGUCACUUCUCCAGACGCGAGGCGGUCCCAAACAAACGAUAGAGUUUCCAGGUUUCGUCGUUUCUUUCGAAAGGAGCUCCAGUAGACGUCUGUCUGCCGCUUCCCCUCAGGCGGCGUCUUCCUGCAGGUGUACCUCCACCCGGAGAGCACUCCUCUGCGAAUCUUAGCUUUCUUCACUUCUCUUCCCUCUUGCAUUUCUUUGAAGGCAAGUUCUUCUGCUGUCGCUUCCUCGCAAAGACGACUCUCUGCGACGAAGCUGCGUCUCCACCUUGCCGCCUCUGUGCUUGUCAGGGGACAGGAAAGAGACACGAGACUCUCUCACCGCCUCGCCGGUAAGCUGCUGGCGGCAGCACCGCGAGGCACUCCUGUUGAGCAGUGCGAGACUCAUUCGGUUUCUCCUGGCGACGCUCUGCCGAGUCGAUCCAGAUUUACUCCAUCGCCGGGCCGCCUGUGCGUCCUUUCCUUCAGCCAUCUGUCUGUUCCCCAGUUCUUCUCUUCGCUCUCCUCCCUGGAGUCUCGCGUCUCCUGUCUCUCCAACUCCGUCGAACGAGAGACAGAAGCUUCGUCUUUCGUGGCGCACCCGAGGGGGGCGAAGCGUCGCCUUCCUGUAGAGCUUCUCGUCUUGCCGUUUGUCUCGUCCCCGAGCAGCUGGAGCCACAGCCGACGUCAAUGGACAUAAAUAAAGUUUUUGUGUCAUGGGCGACAGAGAGAGACUGAACUUCCAGACCAAUUAUCCUGAAUGACUGCACUGGAGCCGCGCUCGAUCCUGCGAUGCGCUGGCGCCGUUCAGACUCAACGCGCCUCGAAGAUAUCUCUUCAUUCUGCAGAUUCUGGCGUCUCAAGUAGAAGCCUGGUUUGGUACGUCGCGUUUCUGUCAGGGCCUCCUGCUCACAGAGAAACGCGUCGCUGCACUGGAUGCCCGCAGACGCGCAGACGUCGCGGCGCGUCUCACGGACAAGCUGGGAGGAAGACCGACUGAAAAUGUUCUACGUCUCUCCUCUGACUUCCUCUUCGACGAAGCAUGCGCCUCAAAUCCAUGUCAAACUCUCGCUCUACGCACACAUACACACACACAAAUAUAUAUAUAUAUAUAUAUAUAUAUAUAUAUGAUUCAAUGUCCUGGAGUUAGGAUUUUGGUUUUCGUGUAUCUCGGUAGGGGAAAGUCCACUUUUUGAGCUUCCCUUUUCGCUUUUCUGUUACUUUGUGUCUUCGCUCUCCCUCGCGUAGAUGCCUCUCCUGUCGGUGAGUCUCCUCUGCGUGUCUCUCUCUGCCUGCUGGUUGGCGGGCCUUGUCUCGCCUUCUGUGCGGAUGCCGAGAGUCAGUCGGCGCCUUGUGAUUCUUCUAGCUUUGGCUAUUUACUGCAUGUCUCGCUUCGUCGAUCUUCCCUCUCUCUUCUCACUUUCUCUUGCUUCCACUGCUUCCUUCCGUCGAGACACUCCACCUCCCUUGACCUUCUCGCCACCGACGGCUCUGGCUUCUUCGCUCUCCUCUCCUCACUACUCUCCUCUACCCUCUGCUUCUCUCUUUUCUCCUUCGCCGUGCUCACCGCCUGCUUGUUCUCCUUCCCCCUGGUCUUCGUCUCCGCCCUCGUCUCGCGCGUUCGCUUGUCCUCGAGGCUCUUCCCUUCUCGGUGUAGAACCGUCGUUUGUGUCUCCCGUCGACUUGGAGAGAAGCGAAAAGAUCAGCUCGUCUCUCUCUCGAACGCGCCCUUCUCAACUGUCUGCGCGUCCUGCCCAGAGUCCCGAACGUUCCAGCAGAAGAGACACGAUGGAGUCUCUUCACAAGGCACCGCUGUCCAAAGUGUUCACGACCGCGCAUGCUCGUCUGUCCAGCGGGUCUCGCUCGUCUCCCCUGAGUCGUUUCGCUUCUUCAAGUUCCUCUCCGCAGGCAAUCUGCGGCAUCCUGCCUUGUUGUAGGAAGAGCAAGUCUCUGCGCGGCGCCUUCUUUUCUUCCUCCUCGCGCAGGGCUUCACCGAGAUUGUGUCGAUCUGCACUUUCUGGGCCUUCUUGUGAAUCCCCCGUUGGUUCCCCGACUCCUUCGUCUAUUCUUUCUCGGUCGGCCGCCUCACGAGUGUUAUUUUCGCUUUCCAAUGUUUCCCUUUUUUCUGCCUUUUCUACACCACUUCCACCCUGUUCCCAUGCGCGCUUUCCUUCUGCCGCGGCUGGCACUGUCUCUUCGUGCGUCCUCUCUUUCUGCGUGUCUCGUACGCCCUCUGGCUCUCGCUCUUCUCUUCCUUCCUGCUUCUCGUAUGUAGUUCAUUCUGUCUUGUCUGAUGCCCCAUCUCUCUCGCGGCAGACUCGAUGUCUCUCUUUCUGUUCGUGGACGCCCCCUUUGUCUCCCCUUUCUUCCUCUUUCGCUUCUCCGAGUCCUCGUUUCUCGGCCUCGUCGCCUUCCGGCUGGCUGUUCUCGCGGAGCCGAACGGAGAGCACCUCUGCCGGUCCGGAGUCGCCUUCGCAGGCGGAGUUGUCCCGCGGAACCUCAGGUGUCUCUGGCCCGCGAAGCCGCGCAGCGACACUGAAGACGUCGGAGCGAAGCGGCGCUUGGAGCUCCUCCUGGCGGACAUCGGCCAACUUUGCACAAGUCGGUUUAUGGCGAGGCUCUUCGUAUUCUCCUUCUUCCGCUGCGUCCUCCCCUUCAUCGUCUUCGUCCUCAGCUGCGAGCAGAAACUCGGUGCCUCGGCUGGAAAAGCCAGGGCGCGAAGCGGGGGGCGAGGGCCUUUCUCGAUCCCAAGUGGGUCUUGUGGGGAGUCUGUCGAAGUGGGGUGGACGUCGGACGGCAGCCGCGAGAGAGGAGACAGCCGUCUCCUCCUCGAGGGACAGGCUCGAGGCAGGCGAGGAGACAACGGAGGCUCCGAAGGCGAGAGGCGAACGCACGAGGCUGUCGGCGCUUCGCGUACGCUCCGGUUCCACGACGGAGGCGGAGGCCAGGCCUCUGCGGGUUCGCUGGGCCUCAGAUAAACUGCAUGCAAAGACUGGGCCGAGAGAGACCAGCUCGUCCGCGCGGCUCCGGAAAGAGCCUGAGAGACAGGACGCAGAGGCGGAGACAGGAGACACCGAGCCGCAGGUGGAUCGCGCCCAGAAGACGGCGCCGCCUCCGGGGUACGGGCGCGCCUGCGUCAGCUGGCGGAGAAGCACAGAAGGCAGAGACUCUUCUUCGCGUUUUUCUCCACUCGACGGAACUGCAGCUCGAGAGGAACGAAGGCUGGGGAAGAGUGGAACGGCUCUGAGGGCCAGCACUCGCGCGGGGGAGAAGGCGACAGGAAACUGGGGAGACAGGAGAGAGACAGGCGAGAACGCGGCGAAGGGGGGCAAGUCGGGAGAGGUGACGUCUGCAUGGAGCUCCUGGAAGAAAGCGAGUCCGGGGAGAAGAGUUGCAGGCGAGACAGGCACCGCUCAGCGACUGACCAGCUCGUCUGCAGUCUUGUCCUCUUCUCUCAGAGCCCAGAGAAAUGCCGGUGGAGAGGCGGCACCCCAGGAGAGACGUACCAAGACCCCCGCCUCUCUGUCUUCUCGUUUUCAAUCUUCUUCUCGCUUCCAACCUGCUUCGUCUUCUCACAUCCAGUCUCCCUCUUCUCGCUCCCAAUCUGUCUCUCCUUCUUCUCCUUCAUCUCCUUCGUCUCGGCGGCCGUGGGUGAAGUGGACGCCUCCUGCAGGGGAGGCGGCACAGAGCAGGAGGGGUGUUGGCUCUGGGGAGGCGAGGGCGGCGUCAAUGUCGUCUUCCCCUGCGUCUCUGUUGUUCUCGCUCGAGAAACGAGAAGAGGAAGAGUCCCGCAUGGCUGCCCUGCGGGCGGCUCUGUCUGCGGAGGAAGUCGCAGCUUUGCAGAAAGAGGUCGCGGAGAAAGUCGCCGCGCUGCCGGCGGAGUUUCUGCAGGCCUGCCGCCACGACGAGAAGGUCCAGGCAUUUGCGCAGCAACCGGACGAGAACGCGGCAGGCCGAGUUGAGGAUCGAAGUCCAGAAAAGAAACAAUCGGAGACAGCUGCGAAGAAGUUGACUGCGGCGUCUUCUUCGCCUCUAACCUUCUCUCCAGUCCAGUCAUGGCCCUGCGUGGUUCCGGCCAAUGGGUCCGCCGUCUCCACUCUGCUGACUCUGGCGAAUUAUCGCCUAACAGACUGCGAGCGUCUCCGCGCCAUGCAGCCUCCCGCUUCCUCCUUUUCGUCUCCUUUCGCGUUUUCUUCUUCGCAUUCGGCGUCUCCGUCCAGUGUCGCGUUUUCUCCAGCGCCCUUCCCAGCCGUGGCUCCGAGCCUGUUGCUGUCGCCAGAGGGGAAAACCGCCGACGCGCUGUUCCACGGGCACAAGCAGUACGCGAGAGCGGCGCAGAUUCUUCAGGAAGCGCCACUCGCGGUGCGGUCUCUUCCAGAAGCUCUGGUCCUCUUUCGCCUGAGGGGCCUCGCGUUCAAGGGCGCCGAGAAGCGCGUCAAAAUGGAGCCCAAUUCGGAGACAGGGACCCCGGCGCCGGUGUUCGCCUCGAGCACGCUCCAGGCUGUCGCAGAGGCGCUGGAGACAGGAACAUGUGCGGAAAUUCGAGAACGGAAACAGCAGAAGAGAGUGGAGGCGAUCGCGAGUCUCAUGCAGGUCGACGGCGUUGGGAGAAAGACUGCAGAAAUCGUGGUCGACCGAUGCGGCAUUCUCUCGCCGGAAGAGCUCCGCCUCAACCUCGCGGUCGCGAUUCGCGAGGAAGAGGCGAAGGCGAGAGGAGGCGAUGGUGACGGUGGAGACAGCUCACACGGAGGGAAGGUCGCUGGCAAGCGGGGAAAGCGGAGGAAGAAAGCAGAGACCGAAGAGCGAGAAGAAAGCGCCGGAGACGCAGGAACAGCCUCGACUCUCCUCAGCCUCUUCACUACCCCGCAACUGAGAGCGAACGUCCUCCACGGCGCGGCGCUAACGGCUCCCAUGCACCCAUCCGAAUUUCUAGUGUGGCAAAAAAAACUUGUCGCCGCUAUCGGCGACUCCACUUUCGAUUGUCUCACCUUCUCCCUGACCUCCACAGACUCCACUGCCUCUCCUUUUUCUCCUUCGGCGUUGUCUCCUUCGUCUUUGUCUCCGUCCACUUCGUCUCUCGCAUCUUCUUCUGGUGCGACGUCUGAAGAGACAAGCCAUUCUUUGGAUGCGAGGGAAGGAGAAAGAGAGGACGAAUUGAGUACCGAGGGUAUGGUGACGCCUGUGGUGGCGGUUGGCGGAGGCCUUUUCUCGAGGUCGGGGUCUGCGUCUGGGCUGCGUUCCGCAACUCGCGCGCGAGAGAUCGAUGUCCUUCUGUCGAUGCUUCCCGAACCUCUGCCUGUGCCGCCUGCCUCUCUGCUGUCUCGCGCUGGGGAGGGCGACGGUCGGAGACAGAGACAGGCUUCUCAGCAGAAAACUGGACAAAGUGGAGAGUCCGAGGCCGUUUUUGCGGCUCUGGAUUGGACAGAGGCGAGACGCAAGGACCUCCUGAACGGCGUAAAGCAAAGGAAAAACGAACUCCUCACCCGUUUCCUCGAUGUCCUUCAGAGACACAAUCUGGUGGAGCAUCUUCUAGAAGAGAAACUCAGCCACACUGCCUUCCCCUCGGCCCGGCUCAUUGUGCGGCUCCCCUGGAAUGCAGUCGCAAAGAGACAGCUUCGCGUUCGCGUUGUCUCGCCAGACCUGUUGCCUUUUGCCAGCCUGGAGAGUCGCUGCUCAGCGACGUCCUUCAAAGAAAUUCAGGAGCACGUGAGGAAGCAUUUCGACUGUCAGCUGACCCCUGAGCGUCUCAUCUUUUCUUCUUCUUCGCAACCGAAUUUGCGUUUUUCCGACGUCUCUUUGCCAGACGCUGGGGGCUGUGGAAGCGCAGAGGGAGGCUCUGGAGUGAAGGAGCAUCUAGAAAGAGAAGGCAGCGGAACGCAGAGUGAAGUGAGGAGGGAGAAGCUCAAGGGAUUGGUGGAGAAGUGGAUUUUCACAGAAGAUCAACUGAUACAGGCUCUCGAAUUGCCAGUACCCCUGUCUCUCGGCCAACGUCUCGUUAGUCUCUCCUUCCGUGGAUACAUCAGUGCCUCGGGACCGCAGAGACAGUCAGCCAGCAGAUAAAUGCAUAGGUGCUUGUGUUUCCCCUCUCUUCCUUCUUCUUCAGUUUCUUCAGUUUCUUCAUGUCUUUCUUUUUCUUCAUCACCUUCUCUUUCUCCUUUUUCUCGCUUCUCGUGUCUUCUUCGCUUCUCGUCUCUUUGUCUGUUUCUGUUCCGUCCUGGGCAGUUCCUCGCGUCGUUUCCUCGCCUUGUCAAGGAUUGGCCGCUUCGCUGUCUUUCCAGGGGGGCCUCACUUCCACUUCUUCGCCUUUUUCAAGCGCUUGCCAUCGGUCAGGCUUGUGUUCGUUUUUUAAGGGGUUGCACCAAAUCGCAUCGGAUGAGAAAACAACGUGCUCCCGUUUCUUUUUUGCUCUCUCUGCUUCGGAUGCUGACAAGUCGGCGUCCCUCCUCCUCUCCCCUGUGUACAUAUUUAUAUGUUUAUAUAUUUUCGCGUAUUGGCGUCUUCGCAUCUGUCUGAAUCUGUAUCUGCCUGGCUACUCACGCGCAUGUAAAUGUAUGUAGAUUCUGAUUCUGUUGAACCAAACGCUGAACUGAGGAGGAAAAGGCGAGUGAUGUGGAGUUGAGUGUUGCUGCGCUUCCAGGUCGUGCGGUCAAGCUGGACUGAGGCAUCCCUGCUUUCUCGUUUCUCUUUCCUGGUUUUAUUCAGCUUGUACCUGCAUGCAUGCUCCGUCUCGUUCGUGACUCCAGGAAGAUCGGCAGUCUCUGAAGGAACGGUGAAGAGCUUUUCGUUGCUUCUUGAUCGUGGAAAACGCCACGCACUUUGCGCCUG